This is a messenger RNA of Coturnix japonica (Japanese quail), 5401 nucleotides long. RefSeq names its product refilin A (gene RFLNA). Gene Ontology annotation, cellular component: actin filament bundle. Gene Ontology annotation, molecular function: filamin binding. The record is from RefSeq and is a predicted model, not a curated record. Lineage: Eukaryota; Metazoa; Chordata; Aves; Galliformes; Phasianidae. Gene Ontology annotation, biological process: negative regulation of bone mineralization involved in bone maturation; skeletal system morphogenesis; negative regulation of chondrocyte development.
CGUGGAGCGGUGCGGGGCUCGCCCUGCAGCCCCCCGCCCUGCAGCCCCCCGCCCUGCGCUUUGUGCCGGCGGGGCCGCCGGGUUUUGUCCGCUUCCCGUCCGUUCCGACGGGCGCGGGGCCGGUUGAGGGGUGGGCAGCGCAGCGCGGCCGAUGCCGGCUCUCCCCGUCCCGCUCGGCUCGGCUCGGCUCGCUGCAGGCCGGUGGCGGCCAUCGGGAAUCGGAGCCCCCCCGGGCGCCCUUCCCCUCCCGUCCCUCCGCGGCCGGAGGGUUUUCUCCCGCUGCCGCCGCCUCGCUGCCCCCCAGACAUGGUAGGGCACCUCCAGCUGCAAGGGAUGGACGAGAGCCUGAAGGAGAAGAGCCGGGAAGGCUUGUUGGACAGCCCGGACUCGGGGCUGCCCCCCAGCCCCAGCCCCCCUUUCUACUCCCUCUCGCCCGGGGGCGGCGCCGGCGCGGACCCCCCGACCCCGGGGCAGCGGCGCGAGGCCAAGGACGGCAGAGGGAUGCCUUACCUGCUCCUGAACCCGUCCGUGUCGGAGAUAAGACCUCGAAUGUACCCUGUGUUUUUUGGAGAAAGCAUUGAGGUCAACCCUGAGCCCGUGCAGGAAAUUAGGUGUAAUUCCGAGGUGAAGUAUGACUCUGAGAAGCAUUACAGGGAUGACAUCAUCUACGGCCCCAUCCCCACCGUCACCACCUACAGUGAGACAGUCAUUGCUGCACCCAAUUGCACCUGGCGGAACUACAAGUCCCAGCUGAUCUUUGAACCCCGCCAGAAGCCACUGAGGUUUCAGAGCACGACCAUCAUUUUUCCUAAGCGUGCCAAGAACAUUUACCGGACCACCCUCAACUACAGCUUGGGCUGUGCCAAGCGCUGGUUUUCUUCCAGCGUGCAGCUGGAACUCUGCGAGGAAACCAGCCCAUGCGUCACCUACAGUGAGACCCUCUGAUCCGCCCGCCUGGCAAUCUUGUGACCUCAAGGAGGCUGAGGCCUUUACUGGGUCUCUGGCUGGGCCCUCAUUGAUGACGACUGAAUAUUAAUGGCUGGAGAAAAUGUCAUCUUGGGUGAGGCUGAACUGGCUUGCAGGGCAUGGGAUGGUUUUGAUCAGUGAAAGGCUGGCUUACAUUUUGUGACGUUCCUGAUGUUCAUGGUCUGGUUUUUAUUCUUUUUUUUUUUUUUUCCCAAGUAUAUCUGCUUUUGACUUAUGUUUUAGACAAAAUCAAGAUGACAGAGGACCCCAUUAUCCAUAGCAGAGUCCUGUUUUGUGAGCUCUGUACAUCUUGUCUAGCACAUAGGUGAGAUUAACUGUAGCCUUCAGAAAUAUUUUGGUCCCUGCAAAGAGAAGACCACCUGCAAAGUGCUGAAGACCAUCCUGCCCAGCACACACCAAGCCAAGUCUCCUGGAGUUUAAAUGCAGUUGAUGUUAAUUGUGUCAGUUCUUCAUGACCUGCAUCCAACAGCUCACCUGGGAGAUAGCUGCAAUAUCAUACCACUGCAGUACCUUCAGACCUAACUUGCUUGAGGGAGUAGGGACUGUCACUGAAAAAGGAGGAAAGCAGGUGCACAGCGCUCUUGCCAGCAGCUAGAUGUUUACAUCUAUGACAGGGGAUGUCACAAGCAAGUGGCUGGAGAAAGGCCUGCCCUGAUCCACAGCCAGCUCGUCUGAGAGCCCAGCCUAAGCAAGAGGGUGCAGAGGAGACUGAGGAGAGGGAAAAGCUGUGGGGUUAUUUUCUAAAAGUGGCCAAAGAGUUUAGGAGCCCAAAGUGCUUUUUAUGAAAUAACUGGUAGCUGAAGUGUACCAUGCUGUUUGUUGUAUUUGAUACCCAGUUUCCAGGGAUCUUUACGCACUUAACAACCCCUCUGAGUUUCAGGGUACUGGGAGAGGAAUGUAGCACAGUGAGAUGUUGCCUAGCUUUAAAGAAGCUGGUACAGGGUUAACUUAACUGCAGAGCAAGGUUGCUCAUCCUCUCAGGAGUUUCCAUACCUGUGUCAUGGUCAGCUUAGCUGAUUGUGGAGGAGCAUCCAGACUGGUUACAAGCAGUCCACAGGUACUUUACGGCUAGCUGAGCUCUCUGCAACAGGACCAAGAAGCAUAGAGAGAACAGUAGUCACUUCAACCAUCCUAAGGUAAACCAUUCCCACUGAUGAAUCACAUCUCCCAGUAUUUUUUCAUUUUGGUAGCUUGCUGAGAAAAAGCAAGAGCCUACUGCAAACCUUUGAAACUGAUACAGAAUUGUCUCCAGAAAUCUUACCAAGAAUUUUUACAUGCUGCUCUCAGAAGAGACCAGAAUUAGAAAAUAACCGUAUAGUUCUGGAAAUUAAUUUCCAGCUUUCGUUCUUUUAAACUUUCCAUGUUGUUUCUGACUUGAUGCAAGCCUGAUCAAGUUAUUUCAGAACACAGCCAAGCAGCCAAGUCAGAAAACCUAUUAACAAUGUCAACAAGCCAUAGCUGAUUGCCCAGAACUGUUGACGCACAAACCCACAGUGAUUUAUAAAAAAACCAACCAAACACCAGGCAGUCUGGCAAACUUUAAGAAGAAUUACACAGUAACCUGCAAAGAUACUUUUUCCAUCAGUUUCAAAAGGCAAUUGGUAGGUGUGACCAGAACUGUGACCUUUAUGAAAGUUUUCGUGAAGCUGAAUUUAUCCACCAGAGGUAAAUAGAAGAUUUUUAGACACAAACUUAAAUCCUGACAACAUCAUUAGUACUGAGAAACAUAAGCUGUGGCAGUGGUGAACUCUGCCUCUAUCAUCUGGGAGCUGAGCCUGGGUAGAGAGCAAUGUCCUACUGGAUUUCCAAGACCCAGCUUCUUGGUUCAUGGAUAGAGACCUGCCCAGCCAUGUGGGCCUUCCCAAGCAGAUGAGUCCGUCUCAGACUCCCUGUUUUUCCAGGAAUCCUGCCACGUAUUUAUUUUGCAUGACCGACCUGGCUUCAGCUUUUCAGCAAGUUCUCUCCAUCAUGUGCAUGACAGAACCAGUGUACCAGGUUAAUUUCAUGAGCUUUUUUAUCUUCACUAACUGCAGGCUUCUGCCUGCUUCGUCUGCUGUUCUUCUUUCUCAACGUUGGCUACAACAGAAAAACAACUCAAAAAACAAGUGUGCAAAUAGACCUAAACCACAGCUUGGUCUUGGAUCACAUGGGGACAGGGGCCACUAAGGCAAAGUCUCACAGGUGCAGGGUCCCCUCCCUCCCUGACCAGGCUGUUUUGAAUCUUUAUUCUUUGUUUUCUCUGCAAAUAGACUAGAAAUGACCUAACAUGCUCCUGCUCCUUUGAGCUUAGGCAGCUUUUUUCAUCUUGCCAUGUCGGGAAAAAAAAGUCAGCAGGCAGCUUAGCUUCCCAGGCUGCCAACACACGGAGCUGUAUAACCAUGGACAGCCUGUGGUGGGCUGCCACCCUGGGCCACGUCCAAAACUGUGACAUUGCCAAGUAAAUGCCCGAGAUCUGUAGAAACUUUUGAAAAGUACCUUCUUAGAUGCUGACUCCAUUGGGCCCAUCACAGGCUGCUUUUCUUGUCAGUAAGAGCUGGAGUUAGAAGGAGAUUUUGCUCUUCCUGUGCAAAACCACAGCAGGUCAGUCCUCACCCUGGUGUGGGCACAAAUCCCACCCCUUACCCACCCUCCGUCCCUCUUGCUGCCAGCCCCACGCCUGGGUGAGGCUCUGAGACCAAAGUCACCUUGCUCACAAUUUGGAAAAGUGCUGAUUUGUUGUUGUUGUUUUGCUCCAAGAGCAGAAUUUGAAUUUAGUGUGCAUGGUGCCAGUUAAGAAUUGCUCCCAGGAGCCAAGAAGUGCCUUAUUUGUAGUAUGUUUUGUGCAUCUAAAAGGAACAAUUAGUUCCACUACAGAGAUGUUUUUCUUUUAAACGGAACGUUAUUUAUCUCAACUGAUUUCUGUUCACCUGUUUUCCCAAAGACACAAAUGAUAAACCUAGACCAUAGAAAAUGCUGCUUAGAAAGGUGAGGCCCCUUGAGCAGCCCAGGCUGUGGCUACAUGAUUUCUCCUAAGGCUCCUGAUAUGCCGGUUGCCCACAGUCCUGCACACCCGAUGGGUUAAGUCAGACUCCGCCUGUAGGAAUUACUUUCCAUCAGUAGUUAUUUUGGGAUCAGAAGCUUUUACAAAGGGCUUCUGGUUUUAUGUUGUCUUUUUUUUGUAAGUUGUUUGUUGUUAUUUUUUUUGGGGGGGGAGGGUGCUCACAGGAGAGAGGUUUGCCCUUUCCCCCCUUCUUUUCUGUGAUUGCUUUACCCCUAAAAUGCAACAGAGAAUGCACGUGUCUGGUCUGCCUGCAUUGCUGUAAUUGUAUUAGGGGCCAAAAAGGGGAACCCGAGCUUAUUAAUGCCUUUUAAAAAUUCACAAAACACGUUGCACAAAAUGCAGAGGAAAACUUUGACCAAAAGAGUUUACUGCUUCUUUCUUUCCAUUCUUUUCUCAAUGUGAAAUAGAGACAGAUUUGCACCCUAGGUGCAGACUUCUUGGGAAUGAUGAAAUGAGGUUUGAGUGUUGAUAGCAGUGUUUGAGUGAGCUGCUGGUCAGAGAAGUGAAUGCUAUUUACUAUUUAUGUUGAGUGAGUCUUACAAAAUAAAAUAAAAUAGGAAAGGUCACCGAAUAGUUGAUGAAGAAAGACUUUGCAGAGCAAACCAAGGACUGAAGGCAGCGUGAGACUGAUGUAGAGGUGAAUGGUUCAGGGCGUGAGCGCUGUGAGCUAGGGGAUAUUUAGCCACUGUGGUUUUAACGUGCCUUUUUUUCCUGCAUGGAAAGGCAUCUUUGCCCUCUUUAGAGCUGAAACAACAUCAGAUCCAUUCUCUAUCACAGUCAUUCAGUUCCACUGAAGUCUGUGGAUCUCAAAGUUCCCCAGGCUUGUAGGGGCCUCUGCAUACUAUGCACACAGAGCUGUGAAGACAGGGGAACACUUCAUAGGAAAUGAUGGAUCUUGGUGAGGGAGAUUCACAUCUCUACUGGCAGGUAAACUGCUCCUUGAGGAUUACCCCUUUUCCUCACAAAUCCCUCAGUUCUGAACUCCUCCCCUGCAGCUCACCAAUAACCAUUGUAUUUGAUGCCUGGCACGUGUUCCUUUCCAGAUACUGUGAUGGCCAUCAAAAUGAGCAAAGUAUCCUGCCACAUGAAUCGUGACCUGGAGGUGGGGGUUGAAAGGUGCUUGAAGGUUAGUGAAGGGAGAACACGUUACUGGUGGAAAUGCAUAAGGAUGUGUCAUAAUUUUAUUUUUGUAAGUCUGAUUCUCUAAGUGCUUGUAAAGUACUUUACUGUUGUAUAUGUGGUGAUGCAGUAGUUUUCAAUAUCCUUUUAUUUUUGUAUAUUCCCCCUUCCACAAUAAUCCCUUCCUGUUCAACUCAUAGAAAAUAAUUUAAGAUGAUAAAAUUUAUAUAUCAUAAUAAAAUGCCCAAACUGUCA